Messenger RNA from Hibiscus syriacus, 1428 nucleotides. Its product is annotated as casein kinase 1-like protein 10. The record is from RefSeq and is a predicted model, not a curated record. The transcript is spliced from 14 exons. The coding region runs from base 205 to 1326 and encodes 373 amino acids. NCBI's taxonomy places the organism in Eukaryota, Viridiplantae, Streptophyta, Magnoliopsida, Malvales, Malvaceae. Gene Ontology annotation, cellular component: cytoplasm; nucleus. Gene Ontology annotation, biological process: signal transduction; peptidyl-serine phosphorylation; endocytosis. Gene Ontology annotation, molecular function: ATP binding; protein serine/threonine kinase activity.
AUCUCAUUGUUUUAAUUCCAUUUUAUUGAUUUUUUCGCACCAAAACUGUUAUCUCUUUUUUUUUAAGCAAUGUGGUUCAUUGACCCAAUAAUUUCCGCCUCCUAUUUCUCCCAAUUGAGCCGAUUUUGUUAUCAAAUCGUCUGAUUAUAAAUUUUUAUUAGAGUUUUUGAUUAUUUUUUGCUGAAUAAUCAAGUAAAUUUGAUAAUGGAUCGUGUACUCGGUGGAAAAUUCAAAAUGGGCCGGAAGAUCGGAGCUGGAUCUUUCGGCGAGCUUUUCCUCGGGGUCAAUGUACAGACAGGGGAAGAAGUUGCGAUUAAGAUGGAACCUGUGAAGACCAAGCACCCUCAGCUGCACUAUGAAUCAAAGUUGUACAUGCUUCUUCAAGGCGGAACGGGGAUUCCCCACCUCAAUUGGUUUGGAGUUGAUGGUGACUUCAAUGUUAUGGUUAUCGAGCUUCUAGGGCCAAGCCUUGAGGACUUGUUCAACUACUGCAAUCGAAAACUCUCUUUGAAGACAGUUUUAAUGCUCGCAGAUCAGUUAAUCAACAGAGUUGAAUAUAUGCACUCAAGGGGAUUUCUUCACCGUGAUAUAAAACCUGACAACUUUCUAAUGGGUUUGGGACGAAAAGCAAACCAGGUGUAUGUUAUUGAUUACGGCCUUGCUAAAAAGUAUAGGGAUCUUCAAACUCAUAAACACAUACCAUAUAGAGAGAACAAGAAUCUUACAGGCACAGCUCGAUAUGCAAGUGUUAACACUCACCUUGGAGUUGAGCAAAGCAGAAGAGAUGAUUUGGAAUCACUUGGUUAUGUGCUAAUGUAUUUCUUACAGGGAAGCCUUCCAUGGCAGGGCCUUAGAGCAGGAACAAAAAAACAGAAGUAUGAUAGAAUCAGUGAAAAGAAGAUGUUAACACCUGUUGAGGUACUUUGCAAGUCAUAUCCAUCUGAAUUCGUAUCAUACUUCCAUUAUUGCCGUUCAUUACGCUUUGAAGACAAGCCAGAUUAUUCGUACUUGAAGAAGCUUUUCCGUGACUUGUUUAUUCGAGAAGGAUAUCAGUUCGACUAUGUAUAUGAUUGGACUAUACUCAAGUAUCCCCAGCUGACUGGUAGCUCUAAACAACGGCCAUCAAGUGGAAAAGUUGCUGUAAACACUGGAACAUCUGCUGAAAGAACAAAGAAGCCAUCAGCACGAGAAACCCGGGAUAGAGUUUCAGGUGCUGCCGAGGCAUUUACUAGGAAAAACGCUUCAGGCAGUGGACAUCUCAUUGAUCAUUCAAAACAGAAAGUAUCAGAGAAGGCAUCACCAUCGAAUGAUAGGGUAUGCAUCUAGGAUAAUGAUUCUGGAAGGGUACGGAUUUCUUCCACCCGCCCUAGCAGCUUGUCCAAGAGGGCUGUUGCCUCUAGCGGCCGGCCAACCUCUUCUUUAGGGCCC